Macadamia integrifolia is the source of this 942-nucleotide messenger RNA. Its product is annotated as 40S ribosomal protein S18. Gene Ontology annotation, molecular function: structural constituent of ribosome; RNA binding. Gene Ontology annotation, cellular component: cytosol; ribosome; small ribosomal subunit. NCBI's taxonomy places the organism in Eukaryota, Viridiplantae, Streptophyta, Magnoliopsida, Proteales, Proteaceae. The coding region runs from base 159 to 617 and encodes 152 amino acids. The record is from RefSeq and is a predicted model, not a curated record. The transcript has 4 exons. Gene Ontology annotation, biological process: translation.
ACCCUAGGACAAAGCCGCGAUAGAAUGUCAUACAGUCAGCGAAGACACUACAAGAACGUCAAAACCCUAGAUUCAACCUCUGAGGUCUUGGCUUUCUGUGAUUGUUCGGGAGGUGCCAAUAUCCGCUCCAUUCAGCCGGCAAGCUUCCAUCCAUCAAAAUGUCUCUGAUUGCGAACGAAGAUUUUCAACACAUUCUACGUGUUCUGAACACCAAUGUCGACGGUAAGCAAAAGAUCAUGUUCGCUUUGACCUCAAUUAAAGGUAUUGGGAGGCGAUUCGCCAACAUCGUCUGCAAGAAAGCCGACGUCGAUAUGAACAAAAGGGCUGGUGAAUUAUCUGCGCAGGAGCUGGAGAAUCUCAUGGUGAUCGUUGCUAAUCCUAGACAGUUCAAAAUCCCAGACUGGUUUUUGAACAGAAAGAAGGAUUACAAGGAUGGGAGAUAUUCACAGGUUGUGUCUAACGCAUUGGAUAUGAAGUUGAGAGAUGAUUUGGAACGCUUGAAGAAGAUUAGGAACCAUCGCGGUCUGAGGCACUACUGGGGCCUCCGUGUCCGUGGUCAGCACACAAAGACUACAGGCCGUAGAGGGAAGACUGUUGGUGUCUCCAAGAAGCGUUAAGCUUCUAUUUCUCUGGAUUUUGAAUUUCUAUAAUACCAAGUGUGGAAGAGUUUUUUUUUUUUUUUUUUUUGGUAGGGGUGUGCAAGAUAGGGUAAUGUCGGCUGCUAAGUUGUGUGUUAGAUAUAUAAUGUGGAUUUAUUGAACAAUUCUUGGUUCAGCUAUUGUUAUAAGCUACUACUAGUUAUGAUCCUGGAAUUGUUUUUUGAAGCCAGAAUUGGUCCCUUCACAUUUUAGAGUAGAAGCAGAGAUUUGGUUUUACCUUGUAAAUAAAAUUUCUUGGUUAUGGAUGAUAAGGUAAGCUGCAUUUUUUCGUUUGAGAAGAUCA